AUGCUUUUCAAACAAUGGAAUGAGUUGUCUAUACCUAGACAUGAGUUGGAUUACCCAAUUCUGACAUCAAAGGAAGAAUCCCUACAAAGUUUGCCAUUACCAACUGUUUCCAUACCUAUAAAUUUAAAUUUAAAAGAUUACGAUGCAGUUUAUAUAACAACCAAGCUUAUGAAUCCUUUGUUUCCUAAAAAAUUCCUUAACAUUAAAGAAGUCGGUUCCAUUAAAAUGGCAUUAUCCUUUGAAGAAACAGGUCUGAAUGAAGGUAACUAUUCUUGGAAUUUUAAUGAAAAUUUCCCAGAAGAAUUUGACCCAGCAUCUCAAGAAGAAAAUGAAGAAAUAAAGAAAUCCUUCAGUUUUGAAUUCCCACUCUUCCAUAUCCCUAAUAAUAAUAGUCUGUUGAUUUCAAUAGACGAAAAUUUUUUGAAGCUAUCACCUAUCUUUGACAAUGUUCUUGCUAAAGAACUUGCGAACCUUCUUGUUGAUUGCAAAUAUAUAUUUGUAAUUGGGACAUCGGAUAGAGUCAUGGAUUCUAAAAGCAUUACAUGCUCUGUCUGUAAUCUGAAUCCACCGGAAUUCGUUAGUGGCUUCAUUGGUUCAUUGAUAUCGAAUUUGGCUAUUCAACCUGUCUCGAAUUUUAGUAGUAUUAUUGUGCCAAGUGAAGGACCUACUGGCUUUGAAAAGAUUUCAUUGGAAACUAUGAACGAAUUAGUGCAUACUUUCAUGGAUCAAUGGAAUAAUGAAAUUGAUACUCAGAAAUAUUACGAAGAAUGUAACAAAUAUUGGAGAUUUGAUGGAUCUGCAAUGAGUACCCAAUCGGGGUUAUAUAUUUAG
Maudiozyma saulgeensis is the source of this 831-nucleotide messenger RNA. Lineage: Eukaryota; Fungi; Ascomycota; Saccharomycetes; Saccharomycetales; Saccharomycetaceae. The record is from the annotation of a GenBank genome assembly.